Cladophialophora bantiana CBS 173.52 is the source of this 414-nucleotide messenger RNA. RefSeq lists its product as uncharacterized. The coding region runs from base 1 to 414 and encodes 137 amino acids. NCBI's taxonomy places the organism in Eukaryota, Fungi, Ascomycota, Eurotiomycetes, Chaetothyriales, Herpotrichiellaceae. The record is from RefSeq and is a predicted model, not a curated record. The transcript is spliced from 3 exons.
AUGGACGGGCCGAUGCGAUUGAUUACUUCUCAGCAGAUAGAUGCAGAACCUGCUGAGCCAUUGGUCAACUCCGACUUAAUUUCGUUGGCUAGGAGCAAAGACGUCUCUGAAAUCCCGGAAUCGACGGAUAUUUCAAUUGAAGAAUCACAAGGUGACGGUCUAGAAGCCACCGCGUCUCCCGUGGAGGCACAGCCGAAAGUCCAAGGCCAGCGGCAUAGAAGGACGUUUGUUGACUUCGUUGAUCUCCUGCUCAAUCGCCUCGGCCGGACUGUUGUCUUAACAUACACUUACUUGCGGUCCCCUGUCCAAGAGCAGAAGAUCGCAGUUGAAGCAUAUGUUCUUAAGGUCUCGGCCGGCGUACAGCACCCCAAUUCGCAACAGGAAGCGGACAACGACGAGCUCCAUACAGGAUGA